Macrobrachium nipponense is the source of this 4330-nucleotide messenger RNA. RefSeq lists its product as uncharacterized. Lineage: Eukaryota; Metazoa; Arthropoda; Malacostraca; Decapoda; Palaemonidae. The record is from RefSeq and is a predicted model, not a curated record. The transcript has 6 exons. The coding region runs from base 386 to 2251 and encodes 621 amino acids.
GAUCGCAGUCCACUGGGAGCGGGAAUUGGCUUAGCACACGGAAGAGUGAGCGUGAAUUCCUCCGAGUACGACCGAGUCUUCAUUACUGGACAGACGCUCGUCCAGGGCGGACGGUUCACGCGAUUGCUCUGCUCCUCUUCUUCUUCUUCUGAAAAGUCUCAGUAGACCCGCGCUCAAGGAUUUUGACUAUACGUCUUCUCUCUUUUUUUUUCACGAGGAGAGUGACUCGAUUUGAGAAAUUUAACGACACAUUUUAACAGGAAAGGAAAACGAUUGAGUCUCAAGGUAUAGUGUAAGUUGAAAUACUGGACAUCGAAUACUUCGGCCAUAUUAUGUGAAUGGUAGAUACAUCUUCGACUGCAGUUCGUAUCUGAAACCUCCCACAAUGCACCUCAAGACAGUAAUCGUAAGCAGCCUCCUCACUCUGAUCCUAGGGCAGAGUGCCCGAGCCGGACCUACGGAACCCAGGUCACUGUUCUCUGGUCUCUUCAAGUCAAAACUUGGAGAUCUGUACAAACUUCGUGAUGCCUUACAAACUCCUCAGAGUACGACAGAACGCUUCAAAGUUUUCCCUAACGACAAAGAUACCAUAAUUGACAAUCUGGAAGAUCUCUUCGACAAGGAUGAAGGAACACCACAAGGGGUACACCCAGGCAAUUUAUAUAGUCAGAAUAACGACAGAUUUUCACCUCAGCUAAUACAGCAGCCACAACAAGAAGUACAAGCAGAGAAAAUCUACAGCUACAUGAAUGAUUACCAUCCAAAGCCCAAUGCUUACCAGGUCAUCGAGGAAGACAUGCAGGAACAUGAUUCCCUAGUGCAGUCAGAAGCACCUGUCUUGAAAGAUGACUUUGUGCAAGGUGGCGGAAACGCCAUCCAUGAGGAUUAUUUUGGAAAUAACAUCGGUAACCUGACUGAUCUGCACCCUGAGGGUGAAGAGGUGCCCCAAGAAUACUGGACGAGAGUUAAGGGUAUCGUGGGCAACAUGAAAUCUAUCUUGGAGCAGAUGUACCCACCACAGACAGCAGAUGAAAAGAGAACGUUUUCAGUCUUCGACAAGGCAAUAGCAUUUGGAGACAACAUUAACGUCCUGAACAAGAUCAGAAAAACAUUCGAUGAAGAACUCGUCAAUUUCCUAGGACAGAAGUGGACCGACAUCAAGGAGAGAGUUGUCAAUGGAAGCCCCCUGCUGAAAUUCAUAUUGUCAAUGAACACCAGAAACAUUACGAAGAACUUCAUGAUGGCCCUGAUCCAGCAACUGGGUCAUUUACUCCACCAACAGGCCUUCACGCACUUGUCUGAGAUGGAUUUCGUGACCGAGCUGAUGAGAUCAUCAGGGUUCAAGGACAUGGAAAUUCAACAAGUCUUCCAACUACUGGACCUUCCCACGGACAACAUCGACAACGACAUAUCAGAGGCAGAGGCACGUCAGCUGGGAGGCUACAGCAGCUACAACAUUGAGAAAUCCGGAGGUUACGGCCACUCUGGAGGCGGCGGCGGCGGCUAUGGUGGUGGAGGAGGUUAUGGUGGUGGUUACAUGCAGAGUUUCGACCCUUUUGUCCUCCUGGCCGGCUUAGCCUUUGCGACUUUCUUGGCCUACCUGCUGUACCGACUCCUCUCCAGCACAACGGGGAGGAAGAGGGACAUCCCGGAUAUUUCGCUGGCUCUAGAUCUCUCUGAUCUGCCUGAUGUUAUGGGAAACAUCUACUCCUGGCUCGAGCAAGCUGAGGAGAAGUAUGGCGGUGAUGAGUACCAUGGAGAUAUCAUAGGAGAAGUCAUCGACGAGUCAGAGAGUUUCGGUUCUGCUGCAAACCAACUUUGGUCAAGUUUCCAGGCUGAUCGCCUGUCACAUGCUUGCGUCAAGAGAUACCUGUGUGACUACGCCUCCAAAGCAAGCAAGAAGAUGAUGGGACAUAGCACCAUCCUUGAACAGUUGGCGAUCACAAGCUUGGCCCAACUGUUCGGCGAGGACGAGGGCGCAAAGCUGAUGGACAAGAUCCAGCUCGACAUCCUGAACGGAAAGGAGGCUACCUGCAGCGCGAGGGCCGCCCAGUGUGACGACGUAGCCUACGAAGGGGUCGUUUCAACCUCAAUUGCGACUACUACAACUACCACCGACAAAGCUAGGACGUCGGUGACGCUGCUUUCUGGAAACGGUUCUUCCUCUUCCUCGCUAGAGAAUUUAGCGACGGAAUGGACCGUGACGGUUUCUUCUUCUCCAGAGGCGAUAGUGGGGACUGAUCCCAAGUAGAGAUGGUGCACUGACGGUGAAGGGGUUUCAAGGGAAAUUAUCAUAAUAUUCUUCAACGUUUCAAAGACCUACUAAAACUAAAAAUAACUUAAUCCAGUAUUAUAAUAGCCGUAGUUCUAUCUAGAACCAAAUCUGGCACAUUACCUGACCAAAGACCAACUUGGACUGACGCUUACUUAUCCAAAAUUAUGGUCACAGUUUCACCUGGAAUCAAAUUUGGUGCAUUAACUGACCAAAGACCGUUUAACUGAAGCCGACUGAACCCUGUAUCAGAAAUGAUCACCGUUUCAUCUGAAUUAAAAUCUAGUGUAUUACCUGACCAAAGACCAACUGAAUUCAGUACAGUAAGCCACAGUCAAGGUUGGUCUUCGGUUAGGAAAAUGGACCGUAUUUGAUUCCAGAUGGAACUACGAUAAUUUUCAAUUUCAUCUGGAAUCAAAUCUCGUCCAUUACAUGACCACAGAUCAACUUCGACUGCAGCUUGCUUUUAAUCCAGUACAGAAAAUGAUCAAAAUUUCACCCAAAAUAAAAAUUAUUCUACUACUGACCAAUUUACAAAAACUAAAAACCUACAUUCAAAGGACCCUUGACCUGAUCUUAGCUUAUAAACACCCGCGAAAUUGUUCUAAAUGAAUGUCCUUGAACCCCUCAAAACCGUAAGGAACCAUCUCACAGCCGGCCCCAUCUGGAAACCCCAAGAAGACCGAGAAAUAAUCCAAUAACCCAACCAUAUUCUACUUUAUCCAUGAAAGGAAGCGCUGGCGUUUCUUCUGAUAGAUAGGCAUUAUAUAAUUCCCCCUUUUUCCUACCUGUAGCAUUAAGCAGACUAUUUAAUACCUCCUUCAGAGAGUGGAAAUGCUCUCGCCAAUUAGAGAUCAUUAUUUUAUUGACAUAUUCCAGAAGAUAAAAAAGGUGAUACGUGUUGAUCGCUGUCGCUUUUUCGUUCGCCUGUUUUCCCUGAGCACAAAUGUGAUGUAGAUGUUAAGCGUUUUUAUUUAUUGUUAUUUAUUAUUUAUUGUUAUAUUCGAUAUCUGCACUAGUUUUUAUAAUAACAAUGUGAUUUAUGACGUUAAAUAUUUCUACUCCCUUAAGGCUCUUUCAACUUUUCGAUAUACAACUGUGUUCAUCGCAUAAAAAAUUUGAUAAACGAGGAUUGAGAAACAGAUUAGGGAAAGAAAAAACUUGACUAUGAAAACAAAGAAAACACUCUGUGACCUCUCACACUCUAGGUCACGCUAACCACUAUACCCAAGGGCAUUGACCAAAAACAAAUCCUACUCCUUAUUGCUUGCAGAAUUCGAAGGUCACAGAAGUUCACCGCAGGACGCGUGACGUCACUAAAGACAGCCAGCUGUGGAGUAAUAAUUGCUAAACACAUUGCAAUUUCAUAAAACACAAAUUAAUUAUUUCGAAUAUUAUCAUUAGGGCAUUGCUGAGUUCCUGACAAUUAUUUAUAUCACGAGAUAUUUUGUGUAUAUUCUACAUUUUACCUAUCAUCUUAAAUGCUGUUCUUAUUUGUUGAAACCAACAAUUUAUUUAUCUGUUCGCAAGGGAAUAUUGAUAUUGUAUAAAUACACAAGGAUUCAAUGUAUGAAAACACGUAAAUAUAUAUUAGCAUACAUAACGCACAUUCGCACACGAGUAUGUACAUUGACAUACAAUUUGAAGUUUGUAUACAUUUUCCUUCUGAAAACACUAUUUUGGUUACUGAUGCUGAAACUAACUUUAGUUCACAAUACAUCGGCUAUCUAUAGGACCUCAUCUAAUUCUGCUGAAAUAUAAAUAUACAUAUUAUAAAAAAACAUGCAAACACAUAUAUAUAAUUAUAUAAUUAUUUUAAUAUCUAAUUCUUCCUAACUCAGACUUGACAUUUUGGAUCACAAAUUACGCCAAAUAACAUAAACAGACAAAGAUUUUAUAGACGUGAAUACCUUAUGUAUGCAUAUCUGGAUACAUACCAUUCCGUUUCAUCAAUAAGAAUAUGUAUUGUUACUCCUAACGAUCACUCCCAACCACUUCUGACGAGCACAGGUAUUUGUUGUAUAGCAAAAAAACAAAAUAAAUAUAAAAGCAAAUCAA